AUGGCCAUGCUGUUCCUUUUACUUCUUCUGGGGUUGGCGAUACCCCGGGCGAUAAGCACAAACCAGUACAGUAUCAAACACACAGGAGAGUUAGUGCUAACAAAUCAGCUGAACAGUUUAGUAAAUGCAAGAGUGGUCCCAAACGAAAAUACAUUUAAUUUAGAAGUAAAUAAAGUGAUAAAUUUCCCAGUACAAUGUAUCCCUCAUAGUGCAGUAGAUUACAAUGCAGAAAGGAAGAAAAAGCCGAUCUAUUUUAUCAAACAUGAAUUCAAGAAUUCUUUACAUCUAUAUAAAAAUAAUGUUAACCUGAUGGCAUUAAAUUUCCCAGACAAAUUCUACAUAGUAGGUAUAGCUGCAAAUAAUGGGUUCAUUUUAAUGAUAACAGAUGUAGAUAUAUAUAGGAUAGAUGUAAAGAAAAAAAGAAUAUCUGUCUUGAAUGUCAUAGCACAGAAACAUGCAAAUAUUAUGAAUAACAAAGAGAUGUUUUUUACAGGAGUUAUUGCAGAUUCGAAAGAGAACCAUUUUUUUGUCAUUUCUGCAAUUAAGCAAAAUUAUUUUAUUCUGCAUGUGAAGUAUAAUGAGCAAAAUGAUUACAUAGAAGUAAUUAAUGUUAUUGAGACAGUUAAUGGGAAAUCGAUAAGAGUGUUGAACGGAUUGGCAGUAGUAGAUGACCGUUUGUUUAUCACGGAAAAUGCAGAAAACGUUUUUAGAUUGACACUAAAUAGGAAUAAUAACUCUGUGCAAGCUAAGAAUUUACAUACUUUUUCGAAUGGAGACAAGAUAAUCGGUCUUAGUGUGAUUGUGAUGCCUGACCAGGAGGAUACAAACAGCACGAGGGAUCAUCUCAUCGUUAAUGUAAAACACGUAACGAAUGAUAAACCUUCAUCGGAAGGGAAACUAUACCUUAUGAGCAUAAAGAAAGACGACACAGUGAAUGUGUAUUCUGUGUUGGACCUUUACAGCAGAGAUUUAAACUCCCUAUAUUUCACCAUCUAUGAUGCCCACCUGGUAAGUGAGGAAGAAGAAUAUGAAAGGGGGGCAUUGGCAAAGGAACUUAACAAUAACAAAGCGAAAUUUUUAAAUUUGGACAGUGCCACCACGAUCAAUGCUACUACUGAUAGUGAAGCAGAGAAGGCGGAGAAAAAACGAAGAGAAGAAGAUGCCAAAUAUAGGCUAACAAUUUUGUGGACAAAUAACUAUAACUGUACUGUUAACAAAGGAACUAUCGAUUUGAGGAAUAUAAAAACGGGUUCAGGGAAAGAACCCAAAAUGCCAUUUAUCAGUGUUACCAACCAGUACGCAUUGGCUCCACAUGUUACUUCUGCAAGUAGUUGCUCAGGAAAGGAAAAACUACUCAAGGAUAUGUGUUACUACGAUGCAGUAAAUAACUACGUUAGUGUCCUCAAUAAAUCGGAUGAAUACAAUGAACAUUACAGUGGCAACUUCCUAUUCGAUGGACUUAAAGACUUUAUUGCAUUUGAUUAUAAAUCGCAUAUGGACAUUCACGUGUUGACCUACCCUCUCAACAACACUGUCUACGUUCAUGUGGAAAAAAAAAAUUUGAUUAUCAACCUUCCCAAACCUUUCGGUAUAUGCAUGGAUACCUACAACAGCACAGAAAAUAACGUUAUUGUUUACAUUACAGGAAAUGAUGACGCGCAGAAUUAUGUGAAUAGGUGUGUGAUUAAGAAGGCGGAACAGUCCUAUGAGUGCUACAACGUGUAUAGGAAAAAGAACGAGUCGAAUGAGUACUUCCAACACAUAUCAUUUAUAACGUAUGAGGAAAGCAGAGGUAACAGAGUCAACUAUAUCUACGUGACGAACAAUAAGACAAAUAUUUACAAACUGACAAAGCAGAAUGAUAAGUGGUUGUUUGAGGAAUGGCUCAACUUGGAUGAUCCGAACCAACGG
This is a messenger RNA of Plasmodium cynomolgi strain B, 1911 nucleotides long. Its product is annotated as translocon component PTEX88. NCBI's taxonomy places the organism in Eukaryota, Apicomplexa, Aconoidasida, Haemosporida, Plasmodiidae. The annotation marks the transcript as partial. The transcript has a single exon. The record is from RefSeq and is a predicted model, not a curated record.